This is a messenger RNA of Rotaria socialis, 759 nucleotides long. Lineage: Eukaryota; Metazoa; Rotifera; Eurotatoria; Philodinida; Philodinidae. The record is from the annotation of a GenBank genome assembly.
AUGGCAUCUUAUAUGCGAAAAAAUGGGAAGUCACCGAACUACAUAAAGAAAUCGGUUAAAUCAAUACUUGCUCAAUCAUACACCAACUGGGAACUAUUCGUUACUGGAGACAAUUACGAAAAUGAGCGAGAAUUUUCCUCACUUUUCACCAGUAUAUCGUCAUCGAAGUUAUUUCUCCAUAAUCUUCCGGAAGCUGGAGAGCGAGAUAAUCUUACUGGCAUCGAACUAUGGCAAAGUGGCGGUGCUUCGGCCAUGAACGAUGCACUACAACGUGCUGAGCAACAUCAUAGUACUUGUGGAUCCAAAUGCAACAUAUAUGUUGCGCAUCUAGAUGAUGAUGAUAUUUGGUCUGUCGAUCAUCUGAGUGAGCUUCUAUCGGUCUUUACUCGAUAUCCAUCGGUCGUUUUCACAUGGACUAAAGGAUACUUUUGUCAUAGUGAAGGUAAUCCUUAUCCACCUACAAUGGUCCCACAAGAUACAGUCAAUAAUUGGCUUAAACCGUUUGGCGGGAAUAUACUACAUUCUUCAUAUGCAUGGAAUAUGACAGUGUUUCGAGGUUUUCGAUAUCGAAGACUAUGGGAUUUCCCUCCAAAUUUCCGAGAUUCGAAAACGACAGACUACGAUUUGUUCGAGGUAGUACGUGCAUAUAUUACGGCAAAAAAGUUAGAUUACUAUCAUAGUAAUCGAGCUACAAUUGAGCAUCUUGUUGAAAUGGGGAAUUCUUGUACUAAAAAUGGCUCCCUAUGGUAUCCAGAAUAA